AUGAGCAGCACCGUGACGCGCAUCAUCGAGGUGUUCAACGCUCCAGAACCCACGACCAAAACGGCCUGGGAGGUCACAGAAGCCGAAAUGGAAAUCGCCCUUCCGAACGACUACAAAGAAUUGAUCGACCGGAUGGGCGCAAACGCAACGAUGUGGGAGUUCGAGGCGAAGCCUCCGGAGCUGCAGAUCGAAGGGAGCUUUGUCAUCCCCUGGGCGACGACGGAUAACGGCGAGUAUCUGUUCUGGCGGUGCCUCCCGGGGCAGCAUCCCGACGAGUGGACAGUCAUUCUGAACCAGGGUCGGGACUGGACUUGGGAGCACCAUGAAAUGAACUGCACCGAUUUCCUCUACGCAGCCCUUACAAAGGAGAUUCAAUCAGAGAUUCUCAGCGAUGACUUCCCUCUCUCCCGUCACGUCUUCGCAAGUUUCAACCCGGCGCCAAGCCAUUCUAUCAGACUUACGGGGAUUAGGAGGCCGAAAAGAAGAUUGAAAAAAUGA
Messenger RNA from Penicillium canescens, 498 nucleotides. RefSeq lists its product as uncharacterized. The record is from RefSeq and is a predicted model, not a curated record. Bases 1 to 498 code for a protein of 165 amino acids. The transcript has 2 exons. Lineage: Eukaryota; Fungi; Ascomycota; Eurotiomycetes; Eurotiales; Aspergillaceae.